AUGGAGAGGGGAGCUCAAGACCUACUCCUGGAUGUCACAGCUCAGUCCCCAAAGCGCAGCCUCCUCCAGUUCCAUUUCCUCGGAUUAAUCCGCCGUCUUUUCUGCCUAGACCCGACGACGUCCUGCCUGAUAUUUUUGAGCAACGACCGGACAUAUACCCAGGAAGUGCGUGGCCAGGAUGGCGUCUUCGAGCACCCUUUUGCCCGAGACGCAACCUUCCGCAGUAUGAGAUACACCCUUGGUGUUCUCAUGGUCUCAUGGUUCGCCGGUUUGUGGACGAUGGUAUACUUUGUCCCAACUGCGCUCGCCAACCCUUACUCGGAUGGUUGCUCGUCUGCGUUGAUGAUCUCGAUCGACUUGAUCCAAACGAGGGCAAUCGUAUUGCAGCAACUGGAGCAAGAGUCUGGGCCUGUAGCCGCUCCGUUCUCACACAUUGAAGUCAUUCAGGGAGUCGAGCCUGACCACCCGGACGAUGACAACGGCGACGAUGGACUGCCCACAGAGAGCAUCGAUGGUAUCCAUCGGCAGAAUCAGGAAGAAUCAUCGCCUUCCCCGGCACAAGCCUCCAAGGAGCCGCGUCCAGCUUGCCGAUUCUGGUGCUGCUACCAUUGUGGUGAAGCUUACUCCGAGCGUACCUUCAUCCAUCUUGACGGCUUUCUCAACGAUCCAUGUACCGCGAUCACCCUUCCAUGGGAGCUCAGCAACAAAAGGGUUUCCGACGCCAGGAUUGUCCGCGACUUGGACAAUCAUUACAAGCAGAGAGAGCACUUCUUCGGGCCGCCUACACCCCCUUAUACGCCAUUCGAAAGCAUGUCUCUCGCAUUGGCGCAACGUCGUUUCUCGCACCUUCGCCCGGUUGCCACACGCAUUGAUCUGCGCGCUCUCUACGAUCCGUUUGAAACCAGAGAGUUUUCAAGCGCGGGUCUUAUUGCGGAGCUCAGUGACAGCGGAUCAGGAAAUUCCUUGAGCGGCGGCUCGAGAAGCAUCUUGAUAGGUUAUGCCGAAGAGACCGUCCUUGAGCCUCCUGAAGCACGGAGCACUCAUGAUCGUGAAAGUGACCAUGAUGUCGAAGUAGACGAUGAUGAUUAUGGCUUGGCGUCGCUAUUUCGCAGUGCGACUUCGGACAUUUGGAUCUCGAAUGAUCAAAUCAGUCAAUAG
Aspergillus thermomutatus is the source of this 1158-nucleotide messenger RNA. RefSeq lists its product as uncharacterized. The record is from RefSeq and is a predicted model, not a curated record. Lineage: Eukaryota; Fungi; Ascomycota; Eurotiomycetes; Eurotiales; Aspergillaceae. The coding region runs from base 1 to 1158 and encodes 385 amino acids. The transcript is spliced from 2 exons.